UUUGACGAGCAAAGUUCAGCGGCCUGAUUCCGGGUUUGUGAUUGCCUGAUAAUUUCAGAUGAUUAGAUUGUUUAUGAAAUUCCAGCGAGUGGACGACCUUUUUCGCCAUGCUCCGUUCGGGGAGACUAAUGUUCGCCAGGUGCCAUAGCAGCAUGAAGGUGAAAGUGCCAGUGAAACAGGGUGUUGUGGUGGGUCGGCAGAAAAAACUGGCCAGUGGACUGGAGUACAACAGUUUCCUGGGAGUUCCCUAUGCAGAGCCGCCGGUGGGAGAGCUGCGUUUCCAGAGCCCCCGACCACUGGAACGCUUCCGGGAGAAGGAACUGGACUGCAGCAAGGAGGGCUAUGUGUCCCACCAGCGCGAUCCCUUCACCUUGGAGGUGGCCGGCUCCGAGAACUGCCUGUUCCUUAACGUCUAUGCACCCCAGGUCAAGGAUCCGGGGUCUCCGCUGCCCGUCAUGGUCUGGAUUCACGGAGGCGGCUUCUUCUUCGGGAAUGGCAACAGUGACUUCCACUUUCCCGGCAAGCUCAUGGAGCAGAAGGUCAUUGUGGUCACCCUGAACUACCGACUGGGAGCCCUCGGCUUCCUUAGUUUGCCCGAGGAGGGCAUCCACGGCAACAUGGGCCUCAAGGAUCAGCGCCUGGCCCUCCAGUGGGUGCAGGAGAACAUAGCCAGCUUCAAUGGCGAUCCCAAUAACGUAACCCUCUUCGGAGAGAGUGCAGGCGGUGCUUCAGUGCAUCUGCACACCUAUGCCCGCCAUGCCAACCUGCUGUUUCACAAGGCCAUAAUGCAGAGUGGAACGGCCAACAUGGAGUGGGUCUUCCAAACCGAGGCCGCAGCCAAGACCCGGCGUCUGGCGGAGCUGCUGGGUGGCGGUGACUUUGGUGGCGAUACCAAAGCCCUCUUGGCCUUCCUGCAGCAGGCGAGUCCCACUGCCAUUUUGGCCAACACAUUGAAGGUCCUAACGCCCGAUGAGCGGCGACGCUGCCUGCCGUUUGCCUUUAAGCCAGUCGUGGAGGAUCUUAGCAGCCCGGACAGCUUCCUCGACCAGAACAUCAUGGAGCUGAUGCUCAAAAAGGAAGCCCUGGGUGGGAUGCCCGUGAUCAUGGGCUACAAUUCAGCCGAGGGACUGUCCAUUGUGUUCAAAGCGAAGCAGAAGCUGGAGGCCUACGAGGAUGACUUGGCUAGGAUGGUGCCCCGCAACCUGGUAGUGGACCCUCAGGCCCCCGAGGCGCAGAAGGCUGCCACCGACAUUCGCGCCUUCUUCUUCAACGGCCAACGGCUGUCCAAGGAGAACAUGGAUAACCUGGUGGACCUGUUCUCCGACUACCACUUCAGCAUGGAUCUGCAGCACGCCGCCGAGAUCCACGCCAGCUGCCAGACGCAGUCUCCGCUGUACUUCUAUCGCCUGGACUACGUUGGUGGUCGCAAUAUGUACAAGAAAAUCUUCCAGAACGAGGAACUCCGUGGAGUGGCCCAUGCCGAUGACAUAUGCUAUCUGUUCCAGAUGGCGGGUGACGAGUCCGAGAUGAGGGAGGAUGACCUGCUGGUCACGGAGCGAUUGUGUAGGAUGUGGGCGAAUUUCGCGCGCUGUGGAAAGCCAUCGGAAAGUUGGAAGCCCGUCCAAAAGACGCAGGAGGGCAAGCCCUUCCAGUUGGACUGCCUACUUAUCGAUCGGGAGCUGAAGAUGUGCGCCAAUCCGGAUGGCGAACGGAUGGACUUUUGGCGGAGUAUGUACCGGAGAUACAGGAGCAAGUGCUACGGGGCUCUGAGAGCCAAACUAUAGGUCUAGUUACUACAAAAAGGCUAAAGCAAUUACUCAUAAAUUUUUUUUUUUUUUUUUUUGGUACAACCUAUUAAUAUUUAUUGCGUUGAUCAACCAACUUAAUGGUUAUGAAACGUUGAUUAUAACAAUAUAAAGGAAACAGUCAACAAGCAUACAUUACAAGUUGCUGAUUAACAAUUUUUAUAACAAAAAUGAUUCACCGACUGUCUUGCCAUUUUUGGUCUUGAAUAAAAUGUAAAUCAAAAAUGCAAAUACAUACAAAAUUCCGAGAGCUGUCAUUAGCUUAUAGGUAAUUUACGAAACUUGCA
This is a messenger RNA of Drosophila biarmipes, 2092 nucleotides long. It is a transcript of the gene clt, whose product is annotated as esterase B1. The transcript is spliced from 4 exons. NCBI's taxonomy places the organism in Eukaryota, Metazoa, Arthropoda, Insecta, Diptera, Drosophilidae. Bases 108 to 1784 code for a protein of 558 amino acids. The record is from RefSeq and is a predicted model, not a curated record.